AUGUCUACUCUGCGCGUUCUCUGUCGAGAUCAACCUCGUCGUACAAUCGCUCUAGCUACAAACAAGUCUGUAUUGCUCCUUAGUCAUACUUCGACGACUAUAGAUCCGUCCAGAGGUGCAAGCAACCAUGGCGAUGUGCCGCGCUGCCUGGUGGACUUCUCCAGCCUUUCGUCGGUGGAUUUGCGAGACUACAGACUAUUGGGAGAGGGAUAUGGGACUCUUGGUCUCAUCACCUUAAACAAUGAUGUUUUUAUCUGCGUUGUGACUGCAUCAUCUAGGGCCGCGACAGUUCGACCAGGGGAAACAAUUUUGAGGAUCGACAAUGUCGAAUUUUACUGUCUUAAUCGAUCGGAUUAUGAGCAUAGCGAGGACUACCAGUUAGCUUCUCGAUUUGCUACGGAAGAGAUCAACCACGAUGGCAUUUAUGACAAUAAAGAUAUUGUCACGGAUCACCCUUUUUUAGCCUUAAAAAGGCUCUUAAAUGAUGGUAGCUUCUAUUACAGCCCCGAUUUCAACCUCACAGAUCGUCUCCAGAAUCGAUACAAUGAUUCAGGAACCUUCGACAUCGACAGUCUCGAUGAAGAUAUGCUGUGGAACUCUUACAUGAUUCGUCCUCUGUUGCUUUUUCGUAGACGUCUGACGACCCAUGAAAGAGCGAACCUUGAUUCAUCGCACAUUUUAACGUCGGUUAUUAGAGGAUUUGCUGGAACCUUAACGAUACCUGCUUCCAUCUCUCUCUUACCUCAACUGCGGUCAAAUCUUCCCUCAAAUAUAACUGUCAUCUCACGUUUGUCUUCUCGGCGUGCGGGUACAAGGUUCAAUUCCCGUGGUAUUGACGAUGACGGGAAUGUUUCAAAUUUUGUCGAAACCGAAACUGUUUUAUGGAUCCCCCCAGGCAUAACUUUUUCUUACACGCAAGCACGCGGGUCAGUGCCAAUUUUUUGGGAGCAAACAGCCGGUCUUCUCCCUGGACAGCAAAAGAUAGAAAUUGCCAGGUCUUUUGAGGCCACGCAGCAUGCUUUUGAUAAGCAUUUCGAGACUCUUGAACUAAAAUACGGAGCCGUACACAUUAUAAAUCUUCUCAGUGAGACAAAACCUGGGGAAUCUGAGUUGUCGGCGCGAUUCCGAGAACACGUUGCGAGGAGAUCUCUCAGACAACAGAAUGAUGCUACUUCGCAAGUCAGACAUCAUCUUUUGAAGACCACUGAAUUUGAUUUCCAUGCGGAGACACGCGGCCCACUGGGUUACGAAGGCAGCAGUCAGAUUCGACAUAUCAUCGAGCACUCAUUGGAUGGAUUUGCGUACUUUCUAUCGGAUGAGGGUGUCGGCCCCCAAACUUCCAAGUCAGAUGAGAAGUGCAAAGAGAAGGGAUCAACAGUUAUAUUACAACAAGAAGGCAUAUUUCGGACCAAUUGUCUUGAUUGUCUCGAUAGAACAAAUCUCGUGCAGACAAUAAUCAGUCAGAUGGCUCUAGAGUCUUUUUUGUUUCAACAGGGAGGGCAUAUGGUCCCGGAUCUUCAAAUGAGACAUUCAAGUCUCUGGGCAGAUAAUGGAGAUGCUCUGUCCAAAAUAUAUGCCGGCACUGGCGCGCUGAAGUCAUCCUUCACAAGGCACGGUAAAAUGUCACUUGCUGGUGCAUUUGCAGAUGUACGGAAGAGUGCAACACGCUUGUACGUGAACACAUUUGCAGAUAAGGCCAGACAGAACACCAUAGACAUCUUACUAGGGCGUUUGGCGAACCAAGUAUCUGUUGAUCUGUAUGAUCCUAUAAACGAUAUGGUCACUGCAGAGCUCAACCGACGAGUCGCAGAAUACACGUCUGUGAGAAAUAUACGAAUAUGGGCUGGAACUUUCAAUUUGAAUGGAAGAAGCGAGGGUGCUACCGCUGAUCUUUCUCCAUGGCUUCUUGCGCUGCGUGAGGAAGAUGGAGAAGAUCCAACAAUUGUCGCUGUUGCGUUUCAAGAAAUUGUGGAACUCAGUCCACAACAAAUAAUGUCUACAGAUCCUAAACCACGCCUUGGCCGAUGCUCUUGGGGAUGUGAAGAACGUGGAAGGAAGUGUGAAGAAGGCAGGCUUUCAUUCCCAAUGACCUUUACUCAACCUGCUAACAUAUAUUAUAUGAUGAAGACUGGCCUUUCCGGAAUGGCGGGCAAUAAGGGCGGAUGUGCCAUCCGUCUCGAACUGUCGAAUACGAAACUGUGCUUCGUCACAGCUCAUCUUGCCGCUGGAUUUGCGAACUAUGACGAAAGGAACAGAGACUACGCAACAAUAAGCCACGGUCUGAGAUUUCAGAAAAACAAGUCCAUUGAAGAUCACGACGCGAUCAUAUGGUUGGGCGAUUUCAAUUAUCGCAUAGGCCUUAGCGACCAGAAAGUAAGAGAACUGAUACAAAAGAAGCAAUACGACAAGCUGUACGAGAAUGAUCAGUUGAACCUACAAAUGAUCGCAGGUAGAACAUUUCAGUUCUACUCUGAAGGCCGUAUCGGAUUCCCUCCAACUUAUAAGUACAACAUAGGCACUGAUGAAUACGAUACAUCAGAAAAAGCUCGUAUACCUGCGUGGUGUGAUCGGAUACUUUGGAAAGGGGCAAACCUCAGGCAAAGGCAUUACCGCACGGCAGACCUGAAAUUCUCAGAUCAUCGUCCUGUAUUCGCUCUGUUUGAUUGCACGAUAAGUAUUGUUGACGAGCAAACCAAGGAUCGACUCAGUCGCGUUCUUUACGAUAAGCACCGCCGUGAAAUAGGCGACUUGACGUUGAAAUUCACUGUCGAGGAUAGUGAAGACGAGGAGCUUAUUGGUUAUCGAUCUAUUGCACCAGGGUUCCCUCCGGCCAGUUCAGAUCGUCACAAAUGGUGGCUUGACCAGGGUUCGCAUGUGAGGUCGACAAUUAAGCCCCCGGAGCAUGGACAAAUUCCCAACAUAUAUCGAAAAUCAAAUCCCUUUUCUCCAAGUGCUGAACCUGACUGGAUCACGUUGCAACAAUCAUCGGAAGAAAAUGGUGGGCAGGACUUCAACCGGUCGUCACUUCCAGUGAAAACUCCACCGAAGCCUCCAGUUCCUAGACGGCUUGCGAAGUCCAGUACCAUACAGACAACGCCAUUGGAAAGUGACACACAGACCAAGCAGAACUCUUCGAAUGAUAGAAGUGUAUCUUCACAGAAACCGGGUGAUUUAAACCCAAGAGAGCUGCCACCCCCAAUACCUAGAAAGCCAGUUUCAUUGAGCCUCCAAAUGAACUCGAAUAAAUCCGACAUCUCGUCCGAAUUUCGAAAUCAUGACACACGAAACCAUCACGAGAGGUUGGAGGAAACUCACACCUACAGACCUCCUCUUCCCGCUAGAGUCAACAGCAAACCUGCAUCUUCUUCCCCAAACGAGAGACUUGAAUGUCAGCCGUGGCGGAAAGGCACGGGUCUUGAAUCCCCCAACGAGAUGGAAGUCAAUAAGACUUCUCACCUACCUGGUGGACAUGAAGGUCCGUUGAGAAAUUUUCUUGAUGAUGGAGCGGAUGAAGCUAUGAAGGACUGGAAGCCUCUCAUUCCACGUCGAGGGACAGAUUGA
This is a messenger RNA of Rasamsonia emersonii CBS 393.64, 3561 nucleotides long. RefSeq names its product Phosphoinositide 5-phosphatase. Gene Ontology annotation, cellular component: membrane; cytoplasm. The record is from RefSeq and is a predicted model, not a curated record. Lineage: Eukaryota; Fungi; Ascomycota; Eurotiomycetes; Eurotiales; Trichocomaceae. Gene Ontology annotation, biological process: phosphatidylinositol dephosphorylation. The transcript has 7 exons. Gene Ontology annotation, molecular function: phosphatidylinositol-3,5-bisphosphate 5-phosphatase activity; phosphatidylinositol-4,5-bisphosphate 5-phosphatase activity. Bases 1 to 3561 code for a protein of 1186 amino acids.